UUGCUAAAGACAGAUGCUUCAAUAGAGCCAAACAUUCCUAUCUUACUUAACUAAAUAUGAUAAUAAAUUAAGUUUAUGGAGCUGGAAAUAGUUAUAAUUUCUUUUUUCUUGCAGUGAGGAGGCACGGAACAACAUUUAGCAAACUGAUCUUGGCUUAAUUCCUACCGAUAUUAUGCAGCACAAACUCUUAUUUGAUGGAGACUAUAAAUCAAGAAUUAGCAAUGAAUAAUACGCUUCGCUUUAGCGGUAAGAGGCUGCUGAGUAGCUUCUCCCCCCACCCCCCAGUAAUGGUAAAGGCUAGGCUUGAUAUUUUUAUGUCACUUUUAAUAAGAAAGGGGGAAACACUUUGCUAUUCAUCUUAAAGAGAAGCUUUUUGCUUCUAGUUACAUGGAGUAACACCGAAUAGAUUUACCUUCCUGCCUCAAAAAAGUGAAGACCAAAAAAGCAUUUGUUUUCAGACACUGGAGAGCAGGCACUGUUAGGGCUGUGAUGCUACGACUGCUCCUACAUGCUGGGGGCAGUCUCCAGUUUCAUCUCAAUGUGGGUUGUCACAGCUUCCAAUCUAAGGACGAUCUACAUUUACUUACGUAGGUAAAAUUACUGUUGCUACGGGUAAAUUCACAGAAGUAAAACCCAGAGAAUCCGGUUGGCUGGCUGGGAGAGGCGGAACCAAUUCCAGGCUCAGCAAGGUCUCGCGAUACCGUGAGAUCCGCAGGCCUGACGACACCGCCGCAGAGACUUCCCUGAGACCCGAGGGUGGGCGGUGCGAGCGGCUGUUACCUCGGAGCUCUGCUUUUCUGGGGAAAACGGGCGUUGACCUGCGGUCGGUCCGACUGUAACCAACAUGAGCGGCCUGGAUGGGGUCGAGAAGACCCCUCCCCUUCAAACGCACAGCAUCACUUUUUCUGACGACGUCCCGGGCGACCCGGACGCACGCCAGUGCCUGAGGCUCCGCGACCAAAGCGAGGCGACACAGGUGAUGGCGGAGCCGGGUGAGGGAGGCUCAGAGACCGUCGCGCUCCCGCCCUCGCAGGCUUCAGAGGAAGGGUGCGUACCCCAGGAUCCCGCGGGCCGUGGCGGUACUCCCCAGAUCCGAGUUGUUGGGGGUCGCGGUCAUGUGGCGAUCACAGCCGGGCAUGAAGAGGGCCAGCCUCCUGCCGAGGGCCUGGCAGCCGCUUCAGUGGUGGUGGCAGCGGACCACAGCCUGAGAAAGGGCGUUCAGGGUGGAGAGAAGGCCCUAGAAAUCUGUGACGCCGAGAGGUCCGCGUCUGAGCUGACGGCGGGGGCGGAGGCGGAGGAGGCGAAGGGAGGAAAGUGCGCCACCGUCUCAGCAGCCGUGGCUGUGGAGCAGGGGGCUGAGGUGGUGGUGAAGGAAGGCCUGGCGGAGGAGGAGGUAGUGGAGGAGCAGAUGGAGGUCGAGGAGCAGCCGCCAGAAGGUGAAGAAAUAGAAGUGGCGGAGGAAGAGGCGAGGGAGGAGGAAGGGCCGUGGCCUCUGCAUGAGGCUCUCCGCAUGGACCCUCUGGAAGCCAUCCAGCAGGAACUGGACACUGUGAAUGCUCAGGCCGAUAGGGCCUUCCAACAACUAGAGCACAAAUUUGGGCGCAUGCGUCGACACUACCUGGAGCGGAGGAACUACAUCAUUCAGAAUAUUCCGGGCUUCUGGAUGACAGCUUUUCGAAACCACCCCCAGUUGUCCGCCAUGAUCAGGGGCCAAGAUGCAGAUAUGUUAAGGUACAUAACCAAUUUAGAGGUGAAGGAACUCAGACACCCUAGAACUGGCUGCAAGUUCAAGUUCUUCUUUAGAAGAAACCCCUACUUCAGAAACAAGCUGAUUGUCAAGGAAUAUGAGGUAAGAUCUUCCGGCCGAGUGGUGUCUCUUUCCACUCCAAUUAUAUGGCGCAGGGGGCAUGAACCCCAGUCCUUCAUCCGCAGAAACCAAGACCUCAUCUGCAGCUUCUUCACCUGGUUCUCAGACCACAGCCUUCCAGAGUCCGACAAAAUUGCUGAAAUUAUUAAAGAAGAUCUGUGGCCAAAUCCACUGCAAUACUACUUGUUGCGUGAAGGAGUCCGUAGAGCCAGACGUCGCCCACUGAGGGAGCCAGUAGAGAUCCCCAGGCCCUUUGGGUUCCAGUCGGGUUAACAUUUGCCCUUGGGAAUACUUCUGCACAAGGUCUCCUACCACCACCUGCUGGACCUGUGCUUGGGCAACAGAAAUGGGUAUGCCUUCUACUGUGUUUUGUUUUUGCUGACUUUUCUGCACCCUCUUUCCUUUGGAUAUUCACUUCUCUCAACCUCAAGAUUGAGACGGUGGUGGGUAUGCUUCUCCACUUCCAUAUGACUUCCAUGCUGUUCUGGAAUAUCACAUGCUACGAUGCCAUCCUUCACACUACUAAGCCAAGCAAACGAUACUGUAGAUGGUACUGCCUUUAUCUGUACUGCUUGGACCCUGUUUAUUCCCAGGGUCUCUGAACUAGUUGCUAUCACCUGGAUUUCUAGCUUUGUCUGGGAGCCUAUUCUAUCUACUUAGCUCUGCAUCGGGCAGUAUGGGCACAUGGCCUGUGGACAGUUACUGGACGUUAAUGAACUCAG
This is a messenger RNA of Sapajus apella (tufted capuchin), 2589 nucleotides long. It is a transcript of the gene TSPYL1, whose product is annotated as TSPY like 1. Gene Ontology annotation, molecular function: histone binding; chromatin binding. The record is from RefSeq and is a predicted model, not a curated record. Gene Ontology annotation, cellular component: nucleus; chromatin. The transcript has a single exon. NCBI's taxonomy places the organism in Eukaryota, Metazoa, Chordata, Mammalia, Primates, Cebidae. Gene Ontology annotation, biological process: nucleosome assembly. Bases 845 to 2140 code for a protein of 431 amino acids.